AUGAGUGGUAAAGAAGAGUUCCCUUCAAAUCUAGUUCCAAUUAAGGAUGUCAAUGAAGAAGAAGUGCAAAAAGCUGGAAGGUUUGCAGUGAAACAAUAUAAUGAGGAACAUGGACAUCAUUUCAUUUACAAGGGUGUGGUGAACGGUCUGUACGCUCCCAUUAUAGAUGGGAAUCCCAAAUAUUUUAUUAUUGUGAUAGAAGCUGUAAAUGACGAUGGAAAUGUGCAACCAUACCAGUUCCCUCUGCCUCCAACUUGGAAACAAGCGCGUGUAGCUAACAUUUUAUCUGGUAAUUACUGUCAACUCAAGUGUGCAGAGCCCUGGGUGGAGGUAAAAUUUGAAGAGGACAAGCAAGGCAAAAUCCAGGUCGUGGCUUCCCCUUUGAUUCGUCUCACUAAUAAACCCAAUGCCACAAUUGAAGACAUAGGUAGCCCUGACAAGGUUAUUGCUUCUCUUGGCCCUUUUGUUACUGGAAAUACGUUCCAUCCCGAAGAACUCGUUGAAUCAUCAGUUGAGAAACUCGGUGAUCAUACGUAUUACAAAUACACACUGGAAACUCCUUAUGCACUGACGGGUACACACAAUCUAACCAAGGCAACAGCUAAAGGAAGCACGGUUGUGUUAUUUGUGGCAAGGUUUGAGAAUCAUGCUUGA
This is a messenger RNA of Cucurbita moschata (crookneck pumpkin), 654 nucleotides long. Its product is annotated as psbP domain-containing protein 6, chloroplastic-like. NCBI's taxonomy places the organism in Eukaryota, Viridiplantae, Streptophyta, Magnoliopsida, Cucurbitales, Cucurbitaceae. The transcript has 3 exons. The record is from RefSeq and is a predicted model, not a curated record. Gene Ontology annotation, molecular function: cysteine-type endopeptidase inhibitor activity. The coding region runs from base 1 to 654 and encodes 217 amino acids.